This is a messenger RNA of Pseudophryne corroboree (corroboree frog), 841 nucleotides long. It is a transcript of the gene BLOC1S1, whose product is annotated as biogenesis of lysosomal organelles complex 1 subunit 1. The coding region runs from base 95 to 472 and encodes 125 amino acids. Gene Ontology annotation, cellular component: BLOC-1 complex. The record is from RefSeq and is a predicted model, not a curated record. The transcript has 4 exons. Gene Ontology annotation, biological process: endosomal transport. NCBI's taxonomy places the organism in Eukaryota, Metazoa, Chordata, Amphibia, Anura, Myobatrachidae.
GCUUCCUCCGGCUGGGCGGCGGCGCUGCUCUUCCCCAUCACAUUAAGCGAUCUAUUCACCUGUCCCUGCGGCCUGCUCACCUCCGCCACCCACCAUGCUCUCCCGGCUGCUCAAGGAGCACCAAGCUAAGCAGAGUGAGCGGAAGGAGCUGCAAGAAAAGAGAAGGAAAGAGGCCAUUGCUGCAGCGACAACGCUAACGGAGGCAUUAGUAGAUCAUCUAAAUGUUGGUGUCGCACAGGCCUAUGUGAAUCAAAGGAAGCUGGACCAUGAAGUGAAGACGCUACAGACACAGGCUGCACAGUUCGCCAAGCAGACGACACAAUGGAUCAGUCUGGUGGAAAACUUCAACCAGGCUCUGAAAGAGAUUGGCGAUGUGGAGAAUUGGGCCAGAAGUAUUGAGAAGGACAUGCGUAUAAUUGCCACUGCGUUGGAGUAUGUGUAUAAAGGCCAGCUACAACCUUCUGCCUCCUGAGCUGCUACACUGUGGAAUCUCAAAUAAAGGAUUAACAGGCCUAAUUGCUGUUCUACCUUAGGAUGGUCUAAAGUAUUAGCUGUUUACUUGAUUUGAAUGAUGGAUCCUACGCAAAUACUAAUUUGCUGAGGUUAUAAAGACGUUACGCCUAUUUUGUUAACAUGAACAUUUUACUGUAGAAUGGUUUCAAGGCUUUACAGUGUUCUUUAAUAGUAUAAAAUCUAUUGGGCUUAUUGGCUAUACUUUACUUUUAAGCUGUCAUCUAAGGACUGAUUGGAUGCACUGUGGAACAUAGAAUAAAUAGCAAUGAAUAAACAACUUUUUAUAGAUGUAAAAUAAAGGUACUAACUAUUCCUGUAAAUGGCAAAA